This is a messenger RNA of Pygocentrus nattereri (red-bellied piranha), 3943 nucleotides long. Its product is annotated as caskin-1-like. The transcript is spliced from 3 exons. The coding region runs from base 286 to 708 and encodes 140 amino acids. The record is from RefSeq and is a predicted model, not a curated record. Lineage: Eukaryota; Metazoa; Chordata; Actinopteri; Characiformes; Serrasalmidae.
GUAAAAGUGGAAAAAAGCGCCUCAAUGACACCGGAUGGACGAAGCAGGAUGUUGUAUAUCACUUUAGUUUUUUUUUCUUUUUUAAUAUUCCUCCAGGACGACAAAGGCUCCUCGUCACUUCUACGGGACUUCUCUUCUGACCUUGUGAACCUCCCUGAGGUAAAAUGACUGGAAACAAAAGUGGCCGUUCGGGAGAUGAAGUCGAACCCGUUGGCGUGGUACCCGCACAGGAAAUGACAUCAACGGGUCAAAAACUGAAAAUAUGUCGCCGGACGGACCGGUGGGAUGAGGCGGCCCCGGCCGCGAGGACGGAGAGGGGAUGCUUUACCUCAGUGGCUCACUGAACUGGCCCACGCAAGACAGGUAUCAAAUCUGGUGGAACUCCAGAAAAGCCUGCGCUUCAUCCCAGGCCACACCGGGGCACCUGGCUCCCCUCCCCGCUGCGGCAGGCCAGAUCAAUGGCAGGAGGCGUCCAAGCAGAAUGACCAAGGGUCGCCAUCAAAGGCCCCCUGCCCGCUGCCCGGCCACCUGGUGCUCAGUGCGGGUCAUGGAACACCCGGCCCACCCGGACCACCGCCACCUCCUCUCCCCUUCAGCAGGUUGAGUGAGACCAGGGGAGGCGUGGGGUCCGCCACGGCCCUGGCGCAGUCAGCCCACAUAGAGAGAGGGCCAGAGGUCAAGACCAUCCAUGCACUCAGCCUCAUCUGAUGAGGGGAUCUGGUCUGGUUUUAAUGAAGCGAUGCUGAUCCCACAUGCUUAGACAUGGGUGAGCAAGCAAUUAUUUCUUAUGCUUAUUACUUGUGUCACGUUCAAUAUAAUAAUGUGAUUUUCUUUUACAGAAGCUACAGGACGUUUUCAGGCCACCUAAUUUCCUCUGCGUUUGCAUCAUUUCAGAAUGGAUUCUCUGUAUUUCUUGUAUAUGUUGUGUAUUGAAUGUUGCUUUCAUUUUUGCAUAAUUGAAUGGUUAAGAAGAAAAUAAAGUCAUUCAGAGUGGACUGAUCUGAAAUGCUCUGUUUUAGUCAGAAUUGUUAACACAUAUGGUGAAAUGAGCCAGACAUCCAAAGCAUUUAAUAUCUCUAAAAACGACAACAUAGAAAGUUAUUACAUGAAAUAAUGAUAAUUAUGUUCUUCGAUGCCUAAAAAUGUUUUGAGAUAAGGUUAUGGCCUGAAACAUAUCUCUGUUGUUGGGAGAAAACCUUGUAUCUCCAAAAUGGUAACUUCACAGGGGAAGGGAGAAACCUGUAUUAUGUUAACGUAAGUCAGUGGAACCAGACAUCUUUCCAAGUCAUUUUGGGACAUUUCUAUUGGUCCAUGCAUCAUGGAAUUUGCAUACAAUGUAAAGGGUAACAGGCAUUUUCGAAUUAUGUCAUAAACUGAAAAAUGUCAAAAAUGGAGAUAAGAGGUUUUGUUCCGACAGCAUGUAGCUAUCCGCCAUCAAUGGAUUUUUAGAAAACAUGUUUCAGGACAAAACUUCAUCCCAAUACAAUGUCUCAGUUAUGCGAGGAUUUUAUAACCAUUUUGUGUAAUAACUUUCUGUGAGGUAAUUUUAUCUGCUUAUUAUAUGCGUGAGGCUCAAUGUAGUAAUGCGAUUUCAUUUUGCAGAAACUUUGGGAUCUUUUCAGGAUGGAUUCUCUGUAUUUCUGUAUGUUUUAUAUUGCUAUAUUUAUGCUGUUUUAUAUCUGCUUCAUGUUAAAGUCUACUUUUAUUAACUCUAUACAUUUUCCUGUAAUGCAAAAUGAAAUUACUCUUUACAAAAGAGAAAAUAAUCACCCAAAACCCCCCAAAUUUUCCAGCUUUUUCAUAUUCAUUUCAUUUGUAUUAAAUGGCCAAUUAUUACAGAAUAGCUAAUUUAGCCAUACAACAUAUCCCACAUUAAUACAGCAGUCCUGUUCUCCCAAAUGUUGGUCAUAUGGUGAAAGGAUAGGCAAUUAUUUUCAUGCAGCUGUCAAUACACUUAGCAGGCUAAUGCAGUCUAAUUAAACGUCAUUUCUUGGGCCACUAAUCAAAAUGAACAACUCCAAGGGAUUUCUCAUGUCUCUAUGAAACUCUUCAACUGCCCGAGCCCCCCAGUCUACGGCUUGAUCCCUCUAUGUCCCUUAGUCCUGUGAAGAGGGAUGAAAGGGGGAUGCAAUGAGUGAGUGAAAGAGAGAGAGAGGGAGGGGAAAAAAAGGCAAGUUUGGCAAGUGGAGGAGUGAAGGGGGAGACAGAUGGCAUGAAGUCUGCGGCUCUCUGGCGCUGGGCUCAUGGCGCUAAAAUCCUCCCUCUCACACAUUCCAACAAAUCCAACCAGGAGGCUCAGGAGUGUGUUCCACCGCUCUCGCAACGAAGCAUCUGACAAAGAUAAGAACGCUAACACAUACACUCUCUCUCUCUCUCUCUCUCUCUCUCUCUCUCUCUCUCUCACAGUCAGUAAGCUAUAACCCAUCCACAAGUUUACAUUUUUAUUAGCGUGUAUGUGGCCCAUAGCUGGCUUUAUUGGCUUGUUAAGAUAGGAGGCUCUGGGGGUUCAGGGUGGAGAGCAGUGGCCCACCGUAGGUAACAUGAUGGUGGCAAAAAAAACACAGUAAGUGCUACUCAAGUGUAAAAUCUUAUUGAAUAAACACCAGGCCAAAGCAUGCAGGCAAAAACUUUGCAAUCCAUUUAUAUCAUAUUAAAAAAAAAACAUAAGGUGUUUUCUGUUUAGUCUCACUAGCCUCAACAUUAGCCUUUAGUCCUGAAAAGAGAUUCUAAAAGCCAGGAAUAAAGUAAAAAGCCUUUUACUUUAUUUAUCUUACUGUUCUGAUUUAAAUGUUUCUGUGCAUGUAUCUAUAGAAGUCCAAUGAAUUGAAAAUGAGGGUGCUUAAAGAGUUAGAACCACUAAAAUCCCACUUUAGGUUUCCUAAAGAACCUUUCAAUGAAUGAUUCUUUAAAGAACUUUUCUGAUAAAUGAGAUGAAGUCAUAAUGUCAAGGUUCUACAUCUUCUGAGCCGCUUAUCCUUCUGGGUCUUGGGUGGGCUGGAGCCUAUCCCAGCUCACUGGGUGGAAGGCUGGUGAAACAGCAGUAAAUCUGAAGAAUAAAUGUUUCCAUUUGGUACAGUUUGCAUGUGCCUCUCCUGUGUAAAUGCCUUUUAUAAAAAAAUGUUUAAGGUCCGAACCUUAUCUGAAAACUAUGUCUCGGGCAUCAGGAAGCACUUUGGGCGUCUGGUUCCUUUCAUCUCCUCUGUGAGCCAUUCUGACUUUGUAAGUUUCUCUGCAAUGCAACAUUACUUUGUUUAAACUUAAAGGAUUUCAUUAGUCAGAUUGUUUUAAAUUGGUUGAAUUUCUCUUUGCAGCGUUUCCUAGAACCAUAUGUCCAAGCCAAGAAGGAUUUAGAAGCCUUCAUUGUCUACGUCUUCACGCACAUAAAUACAAGAUAUUCCAGUCCCAAUCUCUGUGGUUGAUUGUCUCUAUGUGCUUUUCUCUGAUGCACUCUAUGUGUUUCAUUAAGCCUAAAUGUGCUGCUAAUAGCUGUUGACAUAUAAAAGGGCCAUGCCUUCCUCCUGUCAUCCAGAUGUGAGAGACACAUGUGAGGCUUUUUUUUUGCAAGGGAAGAUCUUGAUAGCAGAUAAGAAUUAAUAUACCUUUGAUUGCGCUCUGCAGUAAUAUGCCAUUGAUUCCUGAAAGCGUAUUUAUCGAAAGCACAGGAUCAGCCACACAUGACUCUUGUCAGAUGUGCCAAAUAACGCAUGAAAUGCUUCAGCAGCGCUGCCUCCGACCUCCGGGGGCUUGGUGCUCCCGUGUGACACACUGGCUGGGUGCGCUUAACACACGCACACUCUCACACUCUCCGGAUGGAUGGCUGCGCUCAGCCUUCUGUUUGUGCUGCCAUACUAAUGAAUGACUCAGCUGGGAAUAUGUAAUACUGUUAAAAGGUCACCAGAGGCAUGUGUAUCACAUUACUGUUAAUGAUAAUAAAAAGAACAAU